Molecule: messenger RNA, 30013 nt
Organism: Spirometra erinaceieuropaei
Lineage: Eukaryota; Metazoa; Platyhelminthes; Cestoda; Diphyllobothriidea; Diphyllobothriidae
Source: the annotation of a GenBank genome assembly
AUGGAUGUGUACACGACCAUACGAUCGGCUGUCACCGGCGGCAGCGGCGGCGGCGGAGGUGGUACCGUGCUCGUACCAGCGCCCAAUCUCGGCACAGCUGAACCGCCCCUUGCAAUAAUUCACAACCUGCGUGCAUCACCUGCCGCUGCUGCCGUAGCCGCGGUGGCAGCAGGUGGAAAAAAUGCUUCAGUCGGCCUGAACCACAGGGCAGACUCCGGCGCAACGCUAAGCCGGUUGUUGCCUGAGCAAAACCUCUCGGAGUAUCGUCCGCAGGUGCCCCCGACGACGACGACGACCUUCAAUCGCAAGACGGCCUCCGGCGAUAUGCACUGGAGGUGGUCGAAGAAGCGUUCACACAGCAACACCUUCACGGAGACCUGGCGCAUCCAGAAUGCCAGUAUGAUGGAGUUGUUGGACAAGCAGGAGGCGGAAAUGGAGUGGAAGUCGAAGAAGCAGGUUGCGGAGCGAAAAGCGGCCAAGGCAAAACACAAGAGCUUUACCCCGCGAGCCUUCACUCUGGGCGGCAAGCGCAUCGAACCAAUUCACUCGGAUGAGGUCUGGUUUCUGGAACGCCUACUGCGGAUAUUAGCAAUGAUCUUCUUUGUGAUUACCCUGCCCUUCUCACUCAUGUUCUGUUUUAAGGUGAGUUAUGUUUUCCCUCCAGCUAAUUGCUUUAAAGGCAUGUAUCAUGCGUCCAUGCUCUUUUAACGUCUGAGUAAUUAGUUACUUUAUGUUUUUGAACUAAAAUCAUCGUCUGUAGGUGUUUGAAUUACCAAUCAGUACAUAUCUAAUGCGAUUCAUUCACACUCAGAUGUUUGCCACCCCCUCCCCCAUGUAAGUCUACGUCUAGUCACCUGUUUAACUCUCAUGCACUCCCUUUUCUUUCGCCGGACAAAGUAAAUUGCCCAUGCGCAUUUAUUUAAAUUGUGUCUUCCAAAAAUGAUGUGCUUGUAGGAGGGGGUUUUGGCUUCGUUUUAAGAAUGGGUUACCGGUUUUUUCACAAAGUACAGCACAACCUGGGUUCGCAAUUUUACGUAUGCCUUCCCGAUAACAUGAUCGGCAUGCACUCGAAAGGAAACAAAUACAUGUGUUUAACUUUUGCAGGCUUUUUUAGUGGAGUUAAACAUCACGGGCACAAACAAAACACACUAACACCAGGCUUCACGAAUAACACGUUAAAAUGUGAUUCUUUUGUGAUUCUUUUGUGAUCGCAAAACAGCACCGAUAUUCAGUGGAAAAUAACCAAACAUAAAUGGCCCGCAGUAUUUUUAUGCUACAUGGGAGCCAGCAUCAUAACUCCUGCCGGGUAAAAUUUUGAAAAGCGAUAAUCGUAGUCAUCGUUUCACGAUUUCGGUGUCCAUCGUAACUGCAGAUUUCUACCUGUGAAUGGAAAAACCAGUUUAACAGCAUCAUAAUGAGGAAUAUUUUGGUUUAUACCGAUACAUUUUAUUAAAAGUAUUGCGUUCGUUUAUUCAUACCCCAAAAAACCGCAUGUUAAAUAACUGCAUAAUAACACACUUUUAAAUUCUAUUUCCAAAACACUUUAGUCUUUUGCCUAGUAGAAUUCUGCAGAGAAACUUAUUGUUUGACAUCAUUCCCAAAAUGGCCACAAAUUAUUAUUAAGGAAUGAUAGACGUGCAUUUUGGGAUUUAAUUGAAAGCGGUGGACGCAUAUAGGUAUAAAAUGUAGCCAACCGUAGCAUCUUUUACUAGGCACGUUUAACAGUUGACUGUCCUUGUACAUUGCCUAUUCGUCUGACGACGAGCUAGGGAACUGGGGUCGAAAAUGCGCAAAACGAUGUCCUUACAAAGGCAUUUGUUUCUUUAAAACUGGAUUUCUUCGGUGCCCAUCUUUCCGUACACACAUAUAUAUAUAUUUAAACAUCAAAAAGUUUCUUAAGGGAAACAACAACAUCCUGCAAAUGCCCGCCACUGUUUCUUCAGAUUGACCGAAAAAUCACAUAGCCAGCCUUUCGAAUGUCUCUAGUAUGAAUUAGUUCGUUGACGCUCAAGCCGAAAAUUUUCUCCGACAUCCACUCUUGUUUUGCCGGAACCGCUGAGCGAUAGACCGGAAUACCACCCCGUGCGAUGUGUAACGGACGUGCAGCCAGUGGUCUUUCUGCGAAUAUUGUAAAUCAGACAAUAAUUACAUGUCUGCAUAUAUCGCCCGAGAAAAUACCAGCUCAUAUGCCAUUAGCUCAAUAUCCUGACGGUAUUUCAUGGUCAUUUAGGCUGAAAUUUUGCUGUGUCAGAGGCUGCUCUUGUUUUGCCGUGUUGUGUGAGAGAAUGGGUGGCUGGUGUGAACGCAACUAUCUUUGGUCAUUUUCAGGACCGAUAACUGGGUGUCAGCAUUCAUUAAUUUCUCUGUUCGCGCUCGUACUUUUCGCUGUAAGUGGUUUGCAGCCCUUGCCGAUGCGAGCUCCGUCGUUUGUGCCCAACCGGUCUAAUCAUUUUGAUCCGGACCUGUCGCCAGAGAAUGUCGUCAGCACGCCUUGCAGACGAAGUAUGAUUUGUAUGAUGAGUCAGAUCUUGACAAAAGGCAGUUUACAAAACAGCAGAUACAGGUGGUGCGCGCACUUACAACAACUUGUUGUAUCCAAUAUGUACCCCCAAGAAGAGGGUUGACUGUUUUUGUGGAAGGGGCAUCGUCUACGGAAACUCAUGCAUUAAUUGCGACACAGUCUAUUGUGGUCAAUUGUGGAAGCUCACGUAAGCUCGUGACCAGUGAUGACGGAUGAUGAUCUCGGUCAGCCAUGUUCACAUGAAACACAUCUGCAUGGAUCAGGGCUCACAUCUUCAACGUCCUUUCGAGAAAAUUUCUGGAGAUAAUGCUUUCACAAAGGAAAUUCAUCUCCAGCUAACCCAAGGAUAUUACGUUAGGUACAGGCAGAAAUUGUUGUCUUUGCUCGUUUUGUAUAAGUUAGAUGUGUUUGGGAUGUAUUCUCGGAGGGUGACGCAGUAUACGGUUUAAUUUGUCGAAGAAGUAAUUCAUGCGAGUGAACAUGUUUAAAAAAAUGGGAAAUUGGAAAUUCCGCUCUUAUUUAUCUUCACUCGCUUUGCGUACUCUCCACCAAUGUCAAUGCAUGCCUCUAGGAGUCAAACCGAGGCAUCAAAGGACUUUCCUGGACUGCGCUUAGCGAGCUCACGCAGCUUGGCUACGUAGGCGUUCGAGCCAAAUUGACUUUAAAAUUGGCGUUUAUGAUUAAUGUGCAGGCGCGCUGUAGUGGCGCGGAAACCAUGCACAAAAUUUCGUUUAGAAAAGACUCUCGGUAAAACGAGGACUUUUUAAUAAAUCAGACCUACCUUUACGCACGGCUACUAUUGCGAGGGUUCGAUUCUAGGGGAAAAUAGCAACAAAUACGUUUCCUACCGGUUUAUGUAGGCUGAUUGUCUUCCUGGCAUAUAUGUUUUUUUUUCAAACUUCUUAUCAUUCCAUUGUCAGAAACUAGAUUUCUGAACUAUCGCUGCCGAUAUCCUGAGCAGACUAUCGAGUGAAGUUGACGUGUCACCGGUUUCCAUUGUUAGACUCGCGGAGGAUCCAUCGAGUAGGUUUCGAGUAUUAGUUUGAGUUGCUACGAACGAACAUUUAGAGAUUCGGGAAAGGAGAUUAAGCGACGACAUUUUCCCGGCUAUUCAGUUCAAUGCGAAGUACUUAUACUGCACUCGAGGCAACAUAAGUAACUCGUCACGGACUGAUCAUGUUUUACAGAUGAUUUAAAUACGUCUCAUUGAUUAAUGGAGUUAUUCUCAUUUCAUCAAAUCGGAAAAGAACAGUUAUUUAACGCGGGCUGGAACGGUCCUUCCCUAUGUCAUACAUGAGCAGAACAUAGCAUAAGGUCAUAUCUACGGGCGGAACCUGGAUUUUGAUGCCUGAUGACGGCCAAGCCAUCACGGGCCACUCCAAUCGACCUAUUUUUUGUCAGUAAUGUUAUUCUGCCUAUUUUUCUUAUCGUUGCGAGACUGCUGGCAUUACGAGUGGUAAUAUAAGCAGAUAAGGGGGACUGAGACGGUCAUUUCUGACUUCAUAGCCUUAGUCUCCCAGCUAUACCUAGUUUCAAGUUCGUGCGACGCUGGAUUCUAACUGGGAUUCCAUGAGUGUAGAUUCAUUGAACAUUAUAUCCAAAGCUCUGGCAUUGAGACAAUGACCUGCCAUGACGCUGCCUGCAAGGGCUUUUGAUCAAGCCCCAGACGAAACUGCCUGUGAACGCCCGUAGGUUCUGAGGAUAAAUCGACCCGAAGACAACGAACGCCCAUGCGGACGAAAUGAAGGGCAAGUUGAAGAACAGAGGCAGACGCACUGAAGGGGAUGGACUCCACAGCCGUCACUUGGGCUUGGGAGGAAGCUCGGGUCCAUUGACCGGAACGAAUUAACCACGGGAACGUUGUUUUAUGGACGGAAACAAGAAAGCUGCGUACUGUUGCGAACCAAUGUCGAUGUUGCGUUCAGAUUAUCCUCUAGUUCAACCAUUAGACGAUUUAUGCCCUGUGGUUAACCUUUCCUCCACACGGCCUUACCUUGAUGUUCAAAUGAGGUGAGAGGAUUGACCCGGGGAAGGGAACUGGUAAUCUAUGAUGUUCCGGUUCGGCGGGCUGGUCAUUUUCAGAACUUAGAUAGGGGUGUGGAAGCUUGUCGAGUUAGGCGGGGCGGGGGAGGCGGUAGUCUUGGGACGCAGGGAACUCCGCGAAGGCGCUACACGGACGAUAUCCACGUCCAUGGCUGGCGGAGGGGGGGGGGUUAGUCGCUGCUGUCUGCGUCAGCUGGCGUCCAUCCGCUCACGUCAGUCGGCGCUUGAGCCUAGGGGGGGGGGUCGUAAGAGCCAGUCACCCUUACGCGUCUCGUCCCUCCCCUCCUGGGUUUUCUGCCUAAAACCUGUUCCUAAGGUCAUAUAAGCCUAGGGUGUGAUGAAUGAUCUAGUGUGCGUCAGACAGCCACACCUCCCUCACCUGUUAUUCCCGCGGGCCAUGAUGUCGAGUGCACGGACCGCCGUAGACGGCCGAAGCGGUCUGUUUUGCCGGCUUUGACUUCCGACCCGAUGACGGUCGCGUCGGCCGUGAAACACAACCUGAACAUAACAUUAUCACCAGUAUCACCGUUUUCCCUUUUGGUAACGCUACCUGGGAAGAAAAGCAAGUGCAGGUAAACAGACCUUUGAUAGCUGCAACCUACGCAGACCUCGUAACGGCAACAUUAGAAUAAUGUAGCUAGCCGCCCACUUCUCCGCAAAUGCAGUCAUUGCUUAAAAUCCCUUUUAAGAUUGUGCUAGAAAGCCUCUAAAUCUUCCGCCUGUGAGUCCACGAGUUUUAUUUUACGGAAUGUUUCAGUCGACUGACAUCCCAUGAUCGCUCCACUUCUGAGAACGUCAACCACAUGGCCAGAGUAGUGCUGAGCAUAGCUUAAUUUUUGAAUUUGGGCAAUUUGUGCUUGAUGGCAGUACACGGUUCAACAGGCCAUCUGUAAAAUAGAAACCACCCAAUAAAAAUAUGAGCAGCAUUUUGUGCGGAUCAUAAAUUUUCCGGUGGUCUGUAAAUCUCGAUAGCCGACCUCCCCCCUUGGAGUGCAAAAAAGCCUCUCGACAAACACCGACACAUGCGUUUGAUGUGGUUUGUCGAGUCGGUGGUUUGCAACCUGACACUAUUUUUAUGCUCAUGUAACGGAGGCAAGCGUUGUCAGCUCAACUAAAAUAGUAUCACAGUGGCUAUCCGCCAAAACCUCUAAGAUUUGAACAUUUUAAUUUCCUCAGAAGUUAAUUCGACAAUUUAGAGCGAAUAGUUUCAGGCCAACCUUUACAGGCUCGGUUCGAAAGCCAUCUUGAAGGGUUUGCUCCUAUUAAGUGAAUUAUUCUCCGAGGAGAUUUAACAACUAAAAUUUGGAAGCGGAAACAUAGGUCGGGAAGUCUAUGGGGAGUCGAACGCCUCGAUGCUGCGUCAUUCAAUGGCCAAGUAUCAACGAAACAAGCGUGUGUGCGUGCUUAUAGCUGCUAUUUCACCGGCAGUAUGGGGAACCAGACAGAAUUAUUAGACCUCUAGGAUCUAAGAUGUCAGUCUGGUAAGGAUAUGGUUUAUGGACGUGGUUACCUACUCCGGGAGGCAAUUGCGCUAAAUAGAAACUAACUGGCGAUAUUUAUUCUCUACGCAUUUGAGAAAGAAAUAAAAGAACCGCAGGGUAUCUGUUGCGUGGUGGUGAUCAAGACGCUUUAAAGUAGUCAUCGGAGUGCAAAUACGACAAUGCAAUACCUUUUAGACACUGUCUGCAAAGGCGCCUCUAACUCGUUUACUUUUAAAUGGUAAAAAAUAGUGUCCCCUUUUAAUGGGUGACAAUAUGGAUAAUCAGCAUAUGUGAUACCACAAAGUUCUUAGGCGUCCGAUUCGUCCACUCAACACAAAUGCUCUCCGGGGUAAUUAACCCGAGUAUUGACCGUACCCUUGCCGACAGUCUUUUUUCAGUAAAUCGACAUCAAGAUAUUGUCGUCGAACAGCCGAAUCCUGUGCAGGGGUAUACUUGUUCGAGAAUAAAAUUAUUUUAGAUUAAUUCCGAAAUGAGUUCGCUUUAGACUCGUCGCUCUAAAUCCAUCUAAUGCAUUUUGCAGCAUUCCCCAUGCUGCGUUAUGCAAUGCUCAUCUAUACAACUUUGUUUCUUGCCUACACAAUUUUUACCCGCAUUUAGGGACAAUUUUCUCAUUUUUUGUUUGUUUGCUCAUUAAACAGAUGGUCUUAUUAAUAUACAAUAAUCGUAAAAGGUGAAUAAUAAGUCACGAACAAUCGGGACAUCGUUAAAUUCGGCAUAUUUGUUGGCUUUGCCACGUUCAAAUUAAUUCAGAGAAAAUAAUGUUUAAAUAGUAUUCUGAGUAAAAAAUAGUUCGUAAGGGGACCGUUAAUUUCGGUGACGCGAAAAGCAUCCGGACAAAUACUUAACUAAACGAGCAAAUCGGGCAGGCACCUAAUUGUUCCUAAAAGACGUGGUAUGAGGCAUACGAGCUUGCAAUGUUUGGUUCGGUAAACACCGCCCCUGGAGACUGUCAAAUGUAAAUUUGGUGGUACCGACAAAGACAAGGGCGACCGGAGUGGCUAUUUCUGGCUUAUUACCCGUCAUCCGCCAGUCAUACCCAACCCUAAGUGUGGAUCACUUGCGAUUCUAACCCGGGAUCUUUGGUCAUGGAGUUUGCCACUCUUCUUGUCAUUGUCGGUACCACCUGAUUUACAUCCACUACUAGUCGCUGUGCGACUGCCGGCGAGGGUUUUAGUAUGAGCCCAAAGACAAAACGGAACGUGCAUGUUCGUAACCUGAUCGGUAAGCGCCCACUGUCAUAACUGUCAAAAGAAAUGUAGGCGUUCGCCGGGAAAGGUCAAUUGCAGGUCUGAAGUUUCGAGCAAACUGGUCGAGGUAAAGUUCCUUCAAGAACUCUUCAGAGCCAAAGACUAUCCGCGAGCAUUUGUUGAACGAAGUCGAAAACUACCAAUGAAGCGGAAUGAAGAGCCUAGUCAGCCAAACUCGUGACGGAGCAUUCCACACAUAAAAGGGGUCUUAGCAGCCGUGGUUAGAUCUCUCGAGCCACUCGGAAUAGGCGUUGCCUGCAAGCCCGACUCAACAAUCCGCCGGCAAGUGACGCGGCCAAAAGACCCCAUCCCUAAGCAGGAGGUGUCGGCUAUUGCCUGCAAACUUCAAUGCAGCUGUGGGAAGUGCAACUACGUUGGGGAAACCAACCGAAGGCUGAAAACGCGAAUGCACGGGCAUAAGUUGGCCGUGCGAAUAUUGGACUCAAAGUCGGAGAUAGCAACCUAUUCCGUGCAAAUGGGACACAUCUUCAACUUCGAGGCAGUUGAGAUUGUGGGCCUGGGCGUGAAGCCUGGACGUCCACCGAGUGCUCUGUCAACCGCCACAUCUAUUUGCCUCCACCCAUGUGACCUUACGAACCUCCUUAACGGGGGGCAGACACGGCGCGGGACAAUCAGGGCCGUCAACUAUCUCCGCGGCCGACGAGGGCGGGGCGAUUCGGGUCACGGUGACAUGCGGGUUGGAGGCAGCCACACAGGCCGCAUUGGUGGGUCACGCAUCAAACAAGGUGCGCCAUAUAAGGAGGGCUGUGCGCAUGACUCCCCAGUCUCUGAAGAUGGAUAGACGAAACGACCGCUCGAAAUGUUAGACCUUAAAAUAAACCUCCCCCGGUGAAUGCGUCCUUUUCUUUUGAUAUUCCGUCUGAAAAUCGCAUUUUCAUUACUAUUGAGAUGACACAGUGCUACCGACUGAUGUGACCAGGCGCGGACUAACCUGAAAUUUUAACCCGGAUCAGACACUCAGUCGCAGACCCACACUCCACCGACGUUCAUCGAAAGCAGGCAGCCAAGCGAGAUUGGCUUUCAACUUCCUGUGUCCUCUUUGCUGGUAGAAAUUUGCAUAUUGAACUCCGAGCCGGAAAUCGCGGGCGCCGGUAGCCUGGCGACAGAUGGUCGAUAAAUAUUACCGGCAGUGGAUUGCCAGGUGAGAGAAACGGCCAUUUCUGGUCUACUUGACUGACUAUUCCAAUGCGUGAUUUCUAACGGGAAAAUACGCGUUUUGGGGGAGGGUAGAGGGCCCGAUGUGGUCAUGUAGCCGCACUUCAAGUUAGCAAACUCCAGCCACCUGUAAUAUGGGACCGGUGGUAAAAAGGGUUUUUGCUGGUGGGACUGGGGGACGCACAGGCGACGAGGUCAAGUACUUUUAUGCAAAAUAAAAGCUAUUGGAAAAGCGCGGUUGUACUUUGAGUGGUUGAGAAAAUGUUGCCCUAACCCUAACUCUAACGCUAACCCCUGGCUUUAACCCCUAAUCACAAAGCCCAACCCUAACCCCCUUACCCUAACCCCAAUCUCAACAGUAUUGUCUCCAUUAGGUGGGGGUAACAUAACCAUAUCUUACGGGGAAGAGGAAGAGUUCUGAGCAGUCACUGAAUCCCGCCCACCCGAAGCGGUUAUGCAGUCAAGUCAGUGAUAUGAAAUCUGCCGUCGGGGUGGCACAUCUCAGUCCUUGCCGAGACGUUGUGAGAAUUAUACAGCCGCCUUGGAGAGGACUGAACCUAGCGCCCCCCCCCCCCCUCCCACGAAAUGAGGCGAUCAAAAUCACGCCCAACCCUCUCCCUUUUCGCCUCAUUGCGUGAUGCGGGACACAGCGGAGUCCACCAAAAGUAGUGUUUGUUCAUGGCCGUUUGACUGAUGACAGUCGAUACUCUGGGGAUGGAGGGGGGUGUUAAGUAAACAGCAGAUGGGUAUCAGACUGACGCUCAGCCCUCGCUACCAUAGCGCUUGAUUUGAAUUAGCAAAUGAAGGCCAGACUUUUGGUGCUUCGGCCUUCAAUUUUUUAUUUUAAUAUUAAUGAAAUUUCAACUAAACCGACAAAGCUGGAAGAUUAGUGAAGCGGAGAUAUUUUGUCUUUGAGCAGACAGACUACAACUAUUUAUCGGCCGAAAGAUAUUUCUUGCGCACCUGUGGGGAGCAACGAACCGAUGCAAUUAGGCCGCGCAAGAAUAAAAUGCAUUUCCUUACAGCCAAAAAGGGAUUUUUUGGAAAGACAGAGACAAAAACACUGUUGUUGCUGAUCACUUGUCACGAUCUUGCAUCAGCAUCUAGUCUUUGCUAGUUAAUAUGUUGUGAUGAAGUCCUUUGACGGAGGAACUACUUUCUACUACUUCAAAAUUUUCACUCCCUUUACAUUUGACAAAUGCGACACGCAUUAAAAACAAGCACUUCUCGGUAAGCAGAUUUUCUGACUUUUUCGGCUUACCGAUCUCCACCAAAUGGGACGGAUAAUUAUGUGAAUGCAGAUUUGAGAAGCGGAAAGUUGGAAAAAUAAUGCAGCCAACCCGGUUGAUGUUUCUUUGGUGGUGUUUGCCCUAUUUAGUUUGCGAGGUCGCUAAGACAUAAGCGUGGAGUAAACCCUUCAAAGCCAAGCUUUUCGGCUCGCUUUAAAAGUUUAUAUAUGAAGUUUGUCAGCUGUUGCGUUCUAACAGGAUAAUAUUCACAAACUGCCGACAGUCAGUGAGUAGUAUAAAAAUACUACAUUGUUCAGCAUCUUGAGAGGACAGAUACUAGCUAAAAGCGCUGACACGCGUUAUUCGCCGAUCUUAUGUCGCUGCAUUACGCAGUGGUGGGGGAUUCGGUUAGUCGAUGGACGGCCCAGCGUUCCCUAUAUACCCUUUGGUGUAUUAACUCCAAUUUCCACACUGCCCGGCUAAGUUCCGAGGAGACUAGAGCGUGGACUUUCAGGUCGUAUAUGGCUCGCGUAGACUGACUGUAGACCUUGGGCAGCCGAUCUUGCACCCGAACGCACCUUCGGUGAACCCGGCCAACUCUUACCGUCGAGCUCAGGUGAGUGAGGGGGUGAGAAGAGAGCAGAUGCUGUGUCAGUCUAUCAUCACGAGCAGGUAUUGCGUCCGCAAUGCCCUGAGUCACAUAUCAGAUGCCGUCGUUCACGAGAGUCAUCAACACAAUCAUCACUUUCAGCAGCAGCAGCAGCAUGUACAUAUUAAAACAACAUUUUCGAUUAACUAAGUUCGGAAGAUUGUUGGAUAGCAGGCCACAAAAGUUGCUAUUAGCAUCUCUGAGGGGCAGUUAAUUAGACUUUUUUUACAACUUGCCGACGCAUCAGUAAGGUACGCCAUUUUUGUCCACUUUCGCAAUUACAAUAUGUGCAUCACGUGAACGCUUCUGCCACACCGCAGUAUCUGAAUCCCACGGAAUGUAUUGGGUAGUCCGUACAUUAGAUUUACCCUUUUAGUAAGUAAAAUUAAAAAGGACUGGUUUUUCAAAAAAAGGAAAAAGCCAUGGUCAGUACGAUGACCCCUUAGGACAUAGCCGACGUGACUAAUGGAACGUGACUAUCAGAAAUGCAAAUGGCUACUUGAAACUUCACGAGGUUUACUCUUCAGCUUAACUUAUCCCGGAAAACGUCUUUUUUCAUGCAUAAUGACUUAAUACAUUUUCUAAUAAAUGUGCUUUAAGUGCAAACAAACGGGGCUUCGAAUUCAGGAUAUUUGCUGUAGGCCGCCUUUACACAUUUGCGCUUUCUUCUGUCGUAGGGAAUAAUGAAUAAAGAUAAAAGGAUUUGCUAAAAUAAUCCAACUUUUUUAGCUCUCAUAAAUCAGGCGAGACUGCAUGUGGAAUGGGCAGAAGGCAAAGUGGAGUCUUGUAAAUCGGUGUUAUUUAAUAUCGUAAAAGGCAGACGGUAUCGUCCUCAGACAGUCGUUUCUUUUAACACAUGCGUAAAUUUCUGGAGUCUGAAGAUAUUUCCUAAGUGAUCACAAAAGGCCCACUAUCAAAAGGCCGUUUAAAAUUUCGGUUCGGUUAUUUAAUGAAGUCCAGGUUCUGCUAAUGGGUAAGUUAGGAAUGGGCGAUGCAUCAUUUUAGCCGGUUGAGAACUCUCGCAGUAAUUAAACUGCGAUCCAGACUGCAUUUAUCUUCGUCAAACGGAGUCUUAAAAUAAGCCGCGACAGUGAAAAUAGUUCCCGUAAAAAGGCAGAGGUAGUUGUUCGUCUGCGACAGAAGGAUAUUAGAAUCUAUCAGGAAAGUGCAUUGGCGACCAAGAUGUUCAAUUUUAUUCCUUGUCUUUACACUAGAUAGACGGAAAGACAUUGACACUCCUCGACGAAGUGCCCAAACGAAGUCCGCUCAACAACACGUUAUCGAUAGUUCUUUUCAUCAAACCAAAAGGGCGUUUAUCAUACUCCUUUCCGUCUAUGGUGAUUUUGUUACGUGAUUGAGAGAUUCCGCAAAGAUUACCCAAACAGUCAUUCUCAUGCAACAUCUUCUAACGGGUAACAGCUCGCAAGAACUGUUAUAUUUUGGGGGAUUUGGUAAUCACGCAAGGUCGAAUUUGUGCUUUUUAAGGGUUUAACGUCGAAAGAAAAACUCGCUUAACACAAAAGUUUUGCUUGUGACUACAAUUAUUUAAUCACACUACAUGAAGGUGGUUAUUUUAAUGACGUCACCGCGCGUUAAAUCAGACUAAAACCUUUUCGGCGUAAUCAAGCGCAUCUAAGGGAAUGACGAAAGGAAUUUCGUUUAUUGAAUUUUCGUAAUUUCAUUGCGAAACAAAGUCAACCAACAAGUUGUUGACUAACUGCCGUACGGUAUAAAGCAUUAAUUUUUUAAAAGCGGUUACACAGAAUAUUAUACUGGCGAGUCUUGUAUGUUUGAUAUGAUGCCCUUAGGAAAUUGUUUGCUGCUAACCUAAGCAAUAUUGCUGGCAGAAAUUUUGCGUUUGCAUUUAUCAGGAGAUUCUCUAGUGUAAAUUGGGGAUUUGAUGGACGCAUUCGAGUCGCUUUCAAGUUAUUGGGAAUGUUUUGUGCAUUGUGUAACGUCACCUUGCGUACUUUCGAUGUCUGUUAAAUAUCGGUUUUUGAGAAAUGGGUGGGUCACUGUAUGAGAAUAGGAAUUUGCGUUCCUUGGAAGAAAAAUUUUGAAACUUGCUGCAGACGGCCUCUAAGUGACCUAGCGUGAUGAAUCAAAAUUUUUGUACUUUCAAAACGCUUAAUCUUUGACUGCUUGUUUGCUUAAAAUACUUACUCAUCCACAUCAUAAAUAUACAAUCCUGCGCAUAUAUGCUAUGCAAAGAAUUGUCUUUUCAAUCUAUCACUCAUAAAAUAUAAAUACAACAGUGAAUCGAACAAAAUAAUCAGUAAAAGUAGUUUCCCUUUAUUUUAAUCUUUAGUGAUAAAUAUGGGUUGUAGUCCAGUUAAAUAACCAAAUAAAAAUCAAGGUUUUAUGCUCUGAUUUUGUGGCCAUUGUUUUUCCACCAUACGGCAACAUUUUGUGCAUGAAAGGCGUUCUGUAGAGGGGUAUGUUCCCAUAGAAAUGAAUUCCCACAAACAUCGAUGUUGUGUUUCUAUAGCUUUUGACAAUCACUUGGACUCCAGACCGAACGAAAACCAACUAUGAAAUGUCGAAAAAAACAUAUAAGAACUUCCGGAAGUUACCGAACCCAUACGUUAAGAGUAUCUAAAACAUAAGCCAGGUGACAGAUUUACAGCUUGAUUUCUACUGCGUUCGUGUAAUUAUACUGUUUUUCGAUAAAGAACGCAAGUUAGCAAUCAUGGGCGAGCCUGCAUGAUAGCUUUUGUCGCGCUAACUGCAUUUACCUUGAUCGCCCUAACAAUAUAAGCAUUUGAUCACUUUAAGGAGCGCAUACUUUAAUAAUGCUUAAACGCAGUCAAACGUCCAGGACGUACGUUUUCUAGCCAAAAGAAAAAUUCUAGCCAUUACAUUACGUUUUAUGACGUGUGGUUUUAGAUUCGUUUCUUCGUUUAGUAUUUAAUGCAGUGCUUUCGCAAUUGCUCCAAAUGUUGUUUAUGAAUGUUCCCUAACAAAACAGAGUAUAAAAGACACAAAAUACGUUUUCAGACACGUUUAAUUGCAAGUACUUCUGGCGGUCAGACCCAGCAGACUUUGGUUACCCUUUUGUAAGUGGGUGAAGGUUAUUAUAGAAAUUGACUCUGCAGCAAAAACUGAACAAAUUUUUGAAUUGAAUAUUUACGUUUCUGUGGGUACAAACUGCAGACAAAAACCGUUAAGGAGUGUUCGGUGGUAAUACGAAAAUGUAUAAAGUAGGAGUUACCAAAGCUGUCGGCGAGACCGGUCUAACUAGCUUCAACUUGUCCAUAUCCUCUCGCCAGUCCCAUAUCAGCGGCUUGGAAAUGAAGUCUGCCGACUACAUUCGUAUUUAGUUUGUCCACACUCAUUUGACUGAGUAUUAGAGAAUGUAUAAUUGGUGGAACCUAUUGGUUAUCAAACUGACCUGACUGUAAUGGGCGUUUUCCGUUUGAUUCCACCAAAUGACCUCUCGUAAGGGAUCUUUCUGGAGGUGUAGAAGUACGACAGACCUCCAGAGUUCGUUUUGGCAGAAUUCGAGUCCAAAGUUCAUUGAUAGAGUGCAAAACCUGGCCGAGAUUCAACCUCAUUAAUUCCGAUUUGAAGAUAAUUUCAGGUUUUUAUGUGCAUAUUCUUCCCGACUAACGGUUUAUAAAAGUUGUGUCGGUUAGAAAUUCUGGUCCUUACAAUGCCAGUCUAGGAAAACCACUCUUAAGCCUAACAUACAGUGCGUAAUCGAUUUCAUGAAACGUUGACCGAAAUUCUGAAAUGCGUUUUCGACAAGCAUGGUGAAGUUGUAAUAUUAAUUAUCACGCAGCAUAAUCCCAUGGUAUUUUAAACUGGCCAGGAUGUCGAUUUGUGGAUGCAAUUCCUUUUGACCUCCUGCAGAAACCGUACGCGGCAAAAAAUGACUACUCUAUAAGCAUUCACUUUUCUCAUUGAUCUUGGAUGGUCAUAUGUAAUCAAAUACAUUUUGCAGAAAACAUGCACGAAAAUGCGGUUUCUUUUGCCUAUCUGGUAGAAAAUCACACUUGCUUCACAUUUCAUACCCAAAAAAAUGAAUAUUUAGGUUUUAAAAGAGUUUCCUCAGUUCCCGAUUAAUUUUAGGCCUGAUCAGCCGUUGCCUUUGCGUUUGGCGAUUUUAGUCUACAAGCUGCAUACGUUCUGCGUAAGAAAAAUAAUAUCUUCCCCUAUGCCUUUCAGAAGAUACUAUAUAGAGUACAUGAAAUUUCGCAAUGGAUACGAGAAACGUUGGUAAACGGACACGUGUGAUGCUGUAUUUAUGGACAUUGCGCGGUCUCAUAAGUAGAAACAUUUAAAACCAAAAGAUAACCUCCCUUAGGGUAUAAAACAUAAAACAAUGUGGUUUUCUACGAAACAAGUAAAAGAAACCGCAUUUUCGUGCAUGUUUUCUAUAAACUUUAGUUGAAUACAAAUGACCAUCGAAAAUCGGUGCGAAACAUGAUUGCCAAUUAAGUAGUCAUAGUUACCAAGUACGGUUUCUAGCUGGAGGUCAAAAAGAAGUGCAUUUAUAGGCCGAGCUCCUGGCCAGUUCGAAAUACUACAGGAUUAUGCUACAUAAUAAGUAAUAUUGCACUGCUACCUCAUUAAUUCUUCCCUUUCAAAAACGUACUUCAGAAUUUCGGCCAACAUUUCAUGAGAUCGGUCAUGCACUGUAAUAGGGCCUGUACCUAUCGGGUUACCCAUCUCAUGUCGAGAGGGAGAGACUUACAGACUCGUCAGUCCUGUAUCAGCGCCUUGUAAAUGAGGUCUGCCGACUAAGUUCGCAUUCAGUUUGUCCACACUCCUUUGACUGAGUACUCGAGAAUGUAUAAUUGUGAGGACCUAUUGAUUAGCAACUUGACCUGACUGGAAUAUGCGUUUGCCGUUUUCUUCCACCAAAUGACCUCUCAUAAAAGAUCUUUCUGGGAGCGCAGAAGCACGACAGACGUCUGUUUUGGCAGAAUUCACGUCUAGAGCCCCUCGACAGAGUGUACAACCUGGCCGACGAUCCAACGUCUUUCAUGCCUUGUUCUUCCUGAUUAGCGUUUUAUAGAGGCCGCGUUAGCCAGAAACUUCGGUCAUUAUCAUGCCAGGCUAGAAAAACUACUCUUCGGCCUAACAUAAUUAGGUCUGACUACCUAUCUCAUAUUGAGAGAGUGGGAGAGAGUUACAGAGAGUUCUAUAUUUUUCCCUUCAAGGUGGUGGCACACUAUGAGCGCGCAGUUGUCUUUCGACUCGGCCGCCUCUUCUCCUCAAAUGCCCAAGGGCCGGGACUGAUAUUUCUACUGCCCUGCCUAGACAACUGUCGAGUCGUGGACCUCCGCACCUUCACCUUCAACGUGCCCACGCAGGAGGUCCUCACAAAGGACUCCCUCACCGUGGCUGUCAACGCUGUCGUCUACUAUCGUAUCCGCAAUCCGGUCUGCGCUGUGGUGAAUGUAGAGGACGCAAAUCGGUCUACACGUCUGCUGGGUCAGACUACUCUGAGAAAUGUUUUAGGAACAGUGAAUUUGGAUGAGCUACUGACGGCACGGGAGGAUAUUGCCAUUUUAAUGCAGGUAAGCCAUUCGGUCGAAGGUGAUUGGGGGUUUCAAAGAAAACCUGAGAAUUCUGUUUAGGUGGUAAGAUGAUGCUCCCCACUGAAUUUCACGGGGAUACACUGCUCUCCUGAAAAUUGUGUAGGCUAAAGAGAUCUUGGACAAAAUUUAAAAUUGUGUAGCAAUUCUCGUAGUCAAAAUAAAGAGAUCUUAAAGGCGUAGCUGUAGAUAUUUGGAAGAGCAGGGGGUCUUUCCUGUUCAGUUUAUAAAUUUAAUUUCGAUUCACGGAUAGACACAAGAAUAAGUAGCGCUCCCGUCCUGCCGAUGGUCUUGCCACGAACUUCUACCUAUGUAUAUGUCCUACAUUUAAUCCUACUCAUAACCCAUAAUCUCAACUUAACUCAAACCCUUAUUCCCUCUGGAAUAUAGCGCAAGGCCACAUACAACACAAAUGGCGCAUAUGCUCAUAUUCUGCGCCAUUCAAUUUUUACAGAAUACUACCUGUCGCUAAUGCUAAUUAAUCAGCAUGUUGAAUAGCCUGAAAUAAUUACAUGGAAGUAUUUUUCUGUAUUGCAUAGUUAAUGCAAUGGAAUCUCUAAACUUUUACUGAAAUGAAUUUAGCGCCCACUACUUUUGUUCAACUGCAAUCUCAAACGAUCUUAAAUCUAAAGAGGUAUUUGUGUCGUAGGGACUGAAAACCCUAUGGUGGCUCGUCCUUACGUUUGUUUAAGAUAAAACGGACUUGCGUUGUAUCCGUCUUGCUUCGAAGACAACCGGAAGUACGCUGCUAGCUGUGCGCAGUACUUAAUUCGCUUAUAUCAGAUUGCAUUUCUUUCGGAUUAUGGACCAUGUUGUGGACUGGGGCUGUGGUGGUACGCCAAGGGGGGGGGGGGGUUCGGCCGUAUCAACCACCUGUGGCCUCUCUCGCCUCCAAUCUCCUAGACUAUGACCUGACAACAGAGCCAAGUGAGGGAGGAGAGGGUGCGGUAGACGCUGCGCAAGCCCACUUUUGCUGUAAACUAAUGCGUAAGUCACCGCGUCUGCUUCAUCUUGCUAUUCAGCAGACAGUGGACAUCGUCGGCAACAACGGACGAACUGUCAUGUGUCCGGAGUACCACUGUCUAACAAUAUUUGUCAUAUAGUAUAUACGCAAACUUCCGAAGGGCACAUUUUCCAAUCCUAAAGAAACUAUCAAGAGGUUUGGCUUUUGUUGUUGAUGGUAAAUAUAAGCCUUGCAUUAUUCACCACAGUUCAGCAUAUGCUCUCUUAUGGGAAACAAACUGAAGGUAAAUCACGCUUCUUAUUGUAGUAAAACGCCUGCUUCCGUAAUGGCACUUAAGUAUCUUUUACGGUCCUAAUUAAGCAGAAAGUCCGGUCCGGCAAAAACUGGACUGGCUCUGCUAGCCAGAUUACUGGAAAAAGUCGGACAGAAAAAAGGAGGCAUAAGUAACUGAAGCUUGUGCAGCUUAUUACCUCUUAGAACUAUAGUGAGAUCUCAUGAAAUUCGGGCUGAAACCAUGAAAUGCGUUUUCGAUUAAGAAAGACUAAUUAGGCGCAGUUGUAAUACGUAUUACCUUGCGUCAUAGUCCCAUAACAUUUCGGACUUAGCAGGAUGUCAGCUUUUGAAUACACUGCUGUUCAAUCUCCUGUAGAGAGCGCACUCGGUACAAAAUGACUACUCAUGUAGCAUGCAUUUCUCCACUGAUAUUCGAUGGUCUUGAAAAUUCAAUUAUAUCUUAUAGAAACUAUAAACGAAAAUGAUUUUUUUCAAUCGUUUGAUAGAGAAUUACGUCAUAGUAAUAUUUUAUGCUCGAAGAUUGAAUAUAAUUAAGUUUUGAAAAAGUUUUCUGAAUGCCGAAUAAUUUGGAGCCUGUUUAUUCGGUGCAUUAGCGCUUAGUGAUUUCAGUCUAUAAGGUGCAAGCGUUCCGCGUAAGCAAAAUCUCAUAUUCUUCUAUGCCCCUAAAAAGACAUUAUACAGAGUCCGUAAAAUUUUGCAUUGGAUGCGGACCAUGUUGUUCAUUUCAUCAGGAGCAAUGGUAAGCGGUCAGGUACGAUGAUGUGUGAAUGAAGAUUGCGCGGUCACAAAAAAUCUCAUAAUUAGAAACUUUUUCAAAACCUAAUUGUACUCCUUUUUCUAGUAUAAAUUAUUAAUAUGACGUAAUUCUGUAUCAAGCGAUUGAAAAACAUUUUCCUUUAUAGUUUCUAUAAGAUGUAAUUGAAUUUGCAAGACCAUCGAAAAUCUGUGGGAAAUGAACGCUAAAUACAGCGCGUGACCGAUCUCAUGAAAUAUUGAUCGAGAUUCUGGAAUGCGUUUUCGAUUAAGAAAGCUUACUUAAGUAGGCCUAUUAUACCGCUUAUCAUGCAGCAUAACCUUUAAUCUUUUCGGACUCGCAGGGAUUUCGGCUUUUGAAUGCACUUCUUCUUUGUCUCCUGCGGCAAAAGUGACUACUUAAGUGGCAUGCCUUUUUCCUAUUGCUUUUCAAUGCUCAUGUAAAUUCAAAUAUAUUUUAAAGAAACUAUGCACAAAUGUAUGCUUUUUUCUACUUAUUUGGUGGAAAAUCGUUUUAUAUUCAUAUUUUAUACCCGAAGAAAGUGUGUAUUUAGGCUUAAACACGUUUCUUAUCAUGAGGUUUUUAAGACCCUGUCAAUGUCCAUGCAUGCAAGCCCUCACAUGUCCGUUUACUAAUGCUCUGCACGGAAUGUACAACACAGUCCGAACCCAUUGCAAAAGUUAAUGAACUUGAUAUGGCAGAGAUCGCUAAACGCUAAUGCAAUGGCAGAUCAUGCUCAAAAUUAUUCUGGAAUUCGGAAACUUUCUCAAAGCCUAAAUAUACACUUUCUUUGGGUACAAAAUAUGAAUAUAAUGCGAUUUUCUACCAAAUGAAUAGAAGAAACCAUACUUUUGUGCAUGUUUUCUGUAAAAUAUAUUUGAAUGUAUGAGACCAUCGAAAAUCAAUAGGAAAAUGGCAUGCUAAAUAAGUAGUCACUUUUUGCCGAUUGGGGUUUCCGGAGGAGACCAAGAAGAAAUGCAUUCAAAAGCCGACAUUCUGGCAAGUCCGAAAUACUAUAGGACUAUGCUGCAUGAUGAUGAAGAUUACAACCCAGCCUAAGUGGCCCUUCCUAAUCGAAAACGCAUUUCAGAAUCUCGACCAACAUUUCAUGAGGUCGGUCACGCACUGUAAGUAGUCAUUUUUUGAUGAAUGCGGUUUCUACAUGAGAUUGAACAGCAGUGUAUUCAAAAGCUCACAUUCUGCCAAGUCCGAAGUAUUACUGGAGUAUGCUGCAAGAUAAUCCGUCUUACAAACGUGCGUAAGUGAUCCUUCAUAAUCGAAAACGCAUUUAAGAAUUUUAGCCAACAUUUUAUGAGAUUAGUCGCUCACUGUAAGUUUUCAAUGCCCUGCUUAUAAGAGGGAGCUCAUCUUGAUGCAAAAAAAAUUUUGAGAAUCUGACUAAUCCAAAUAAAGCCUCAAAUGAUGUAGCAGAACAACACCUAUUAAUUAUUACUGCAUAGGUAACGGUAAUGGCUUGGCUCGAACAUUCUAAUGGUUGAAAGAAAAGUCUGUAGUUACGGUUUGAGCUUGUUAUGGUAGCCUAAAGUGAAUCACGUUCAUCAUACACUAGGAAAACACUCAGCAACCAUUUCAUUGAUGUGGGCUUGAUUUCAGUGUAGAAAAUGGUGUCUGGUCUGGGAACGCCUCCAAUGUUUGAACUUAUUGCCAACAUAAAAACACACUUUUCAUCUCCAAUGGCAAGUCGAUGGGGAACCGGUUCCCUCUUCUGCCCGCCUACAGAAGCCCUGCAGAUUUUGGAACGUUAGGUUUCGUCAUCAUCGUCAAUUGGCGUGGGAUCCCGCCUCCUUGUCCACAGGCCAUUACUGACUGUUGAGACUGCUACCGAACAAUAGGUUACGAUUAGGUUACGUAUGCUGAGAAUUCGUUUUUGCUCUGAUGAGGACCCACCUCAGCGUUUAGGCGCAAACUUCUACUAUGCAGCUACAUUGGUGUUCUCCGGCAAUGGGCAUUAGAAAGGAAGAAUUCACCAUAUCGAAAUUUCGCAAACCAAAAGCGACACUUAGCAACACCCAGCAUAACUGUUGCUGGGAUGCUGCUCUUGCGAAAUUCGUGCAGUGUACAAUGUCGAACAAGACUUCUUGCGGAUAAAUGCCUGGCAAUUUGUUUGGCUCGGUCUAGAAAGCAACACUUAUUUCAAGGUCUAAACAACAAGACCUAACUCAUAUGUAAAGACGCCUAUUUCGAACGGGCAAGACUCCAAAACCUAAUCAAAAGCACUCAAAUUGAGACCAUAAAAACGACACUACCUUUUCUAUACGCGUAAUACUUCUAGUUAAUUUUGCAAAAAAUAACUUACGUGCUUUUCUUGUCUCUCACUGAUUGGAGAUCACAGUAACUCAGGGGCACAUUAGACUUUCUCUCACAUUGCACUGUCAUCACUUUCUCAGGUUAAAUAUUUAGGAGAUUAAAUUUCGCUGUGGUGGAGGUGAAGGCUUGAUAUUCGCAUAUUUAAUAACUUGCAGAAAACUGCUGUGAUUGGUCUUCUGAUGUGAACGAAGUGCCCUAGAACCGUCGUUCACUGACGAGGCACGAUCAAUUUUGGAUAAAACAUGAUGGAGUUAGCUCAUUUGUCGGCAAUAAAAUCUCGCCGGAAUUUCAUGGUUUAAGGUGAUCUUUAUUUAUGUUUUUUGCAUAAAGCCGUGGUCUAAUCCGAUAGCCCACAGCUGAUAAAUAUAGAUUAUUUUGAAGGAGAUUUUAUUCUAAAGGUUCUUUUUGACUGACACUUUUCCGAUUACUUUUGUCGAUAUGAUAAGGGGUUUCGACUGCACACAAGAAUUUAGAUCCCUCUACUACAAAUGGCCCUGUCCUAAAUUCGAUGGCGUUAGGACUAGUGUCAUGGUAACGCGAGCUAGAACUAGGGUUAGGAGGGUUUGGGCCAGGGUUAGGGUAAGGUUCAGGGCUCAUGGUGUCGGGGUAAGUGUUAUGGUCAAUGUUGUAAGGGUUAGUAUUAAGGUGUGGGUUAUGACGGCUGGUAUUAACGCUAGAAUUGGAGUCAAGCCCAAGGUUGGAAUACAGGGAUGAAUAACGCUCCGGAAUUUAGCGUGUGGCCACCUGUAGUACUGGGUGUAUUUAUAUUGCGUCAGGGGUCCUAAAGCAUGUGCUAUGCCAGUACAGCAAACCAGGGCCCUCACAGCCAGGUGUGCGCUGGCAAUUCCCGGGCACCUAGUUCCCUGCCGGUAGAUGCGCUUGCGCUCCCACCGAGGAUAAAAGUGAUGGGCAUGGCUGUCCAGUCACCCUCGUUGCCCUGGCCCUCCGGUUGGGGUGUCGUUGUUGGUGAAAAAUGUUGGUCAACUGUAUGUUGUGGACCAGGGAGUUUGGUGGCACGCCUAGCUGCGGGUCCCACCGUGCCAACCACCUGAACCCUCCCCUGCCUUCGGUCUUCAGAACUCUGUCUUGACAUCGAGACCAGGUGGGUGGUGUGGCAGAGAGAGUGCGGUAGACGCUGUGAAAGUCCACUAUCACUAAAAACUAACUCACGCCCCAGUCACCGUGCCUGCUGCACGUUGGUGUAGAGUACACGGUUGACAUCGUCGGAAUCGACGGUCGAACUGUGGGGUGGUUACUACGGUAGUUGACAAUUUGAGCUGUGUUGUGGCCGUUUGUACGCACGCAGGCAAUGAACCGGUUGCGUGAAUUCCCACCUGAACCGUUGUUGGAAAAAAAACCGAAUCAGACACGGGAAACGAAUGGAAGGCAAUAUGCAAGACCCUGGUUCUUGUUGGAAAGAAGAUGAACGCGCGAUCACUGCGACAAUACAUGUAUUAGGCAAAGAUUUCGGCUGAGAAUGCAAAGUCAACUGAGCAGUUUUUUGUCAAAAAAGAAGGGAGAGGGCAGGAAGGGCGAGGGUGGUGUUCGCAAUAAGGCUGAGUCUAUACCGUCUCACGGCGUCUUGACGCGUGCACCCUUAGCUGGGAAUUGAGUCGCGUGUCUUCGGAGAACGGAGCGCGUGAUAGCAGGGGGGCGGGGGGAGGGGAAGGUAUGUCAACGUGUCUGUUUGUGGAGUUGGUGUCAGACAUCCAGGCCUCCGGCAGUUCCGCCCUGUCUUAUUGCUGGCUCGUCCCAUUGAAUUCGUGCCCCCCCGCCUUCAGGGUGCGAGUUGCGCCUCUCUUGACUGCUAAGUUUUGCUCCAUUAAUCGCGAGCUAAGGCGUUUUUCCGACUGUCCUGUAUAGUGGCGAGGACAUUCACGGCAUGGGGGCUGAUAAAGGACACCAGAUUUUUCUCGUACUUCUAGUCGGUCCUUCAUUUGCAUGAUUUUGGUGUGCAUAAUAGCUGUCGCACGAUGAGCGACACCCGCGCCGAGCUCUCCAGCUUUACGAUCCGUUGCUUUCGACACGUUAUUUAUACACGGUAGAGGUUGCCAGAGUGUUGGUAGCUCUCAUCUGUUCGCUCCCCGUGGGCGCGCACGAAGGCAGCGGCUGACUAAGCUGUUUGGGUAUCAAUUCCUUGCCAGUUGGUCCCAAUUUAUUGCAAUGCGUUUUGCAACCUUGGGCAGAGUGCUUUAACACAGCCGCGUUUAUGUGCCAUCGGGCGGUUGCUACAGUAGUUAAUAACCCAAGUCCUGUCGGUCGCCUUUCAAUAUACAGCGCUGCUCUCUUGCAUCUCGUGUGAUGAGGACGUCAUGGAAGGGCGGCUGUUAGGCAUUCUCUUCUUCCCUUGUCUGGAAGAUGCUGUUAAGCAGGUCUUUAAGGUCUACUGUGUUCUUGCGGCGAAGAGAAGCAACCCAAUUCCCAGACAAAGUUCCACACCGUGGCGACGCCGUGAGAAGGCAUGGACCAAGCCUUUUCGCGAAGAACACUCCCUCUACUCCUAUCCUCCCCUUAUUUGUUUUCCUAUUGAACUACUUAUUUUACGUCACGUUCUCACAGUCCUUGACGCUGGGCUCCUAUGCGAGACCGAAAACUCAGACUGGUACAAGUACUGCCCCAAUGAUCGCGAUUUUAUCUUUUAACCAAUAAGAUUGCUAGCCUUGCAUAUUCGUUUCUAUUCGUUUCCCGUGUCUGAUCCGGUGUUAUUAAAACAACAAUUCAGGUGCAGAUUUUCGCAACCAGUUCAUUGUCUCCGUGUACAUAAACGGUCACAAUGAUCAGAAUUCCUAUCUUCAUUGUAAUUUCUACAGAACAUUCGUAUUUCAGGAAGCAUGCAACAUAAACAUUUAAAGUGAUGCAACAUGCACAUGGUAUCUAAGUGAUAAAUUAGAACUUAAUUAGACUGGACAUAAAACGCGUGUAUUUUUGCGGCAUUUAGGCUUGACGUUACCAUAGCCGGCAGGCCCAUAACCCUUAAAUUAUUUCAACUUGAAACCUACGCAUUUCAAAAAUGAAAUGCAAACGUCCAGGCAUGUCUGUUCACCCACAAUAUACCCGAAGCAAGCAAAAUGCAUGAAAUUAACAUUCAAGGGACGAGUUGAAUCUAAAACUAAAGAAAUACUGCCCAAUCCAACCAGUCUGGACAAAAUAUUUUUCGAGUUUGGCGUACCUCCUUUGUAACAAGUCAUUUUAUGCUCGUUUCGAAAGUUACUAUGGAUUUUUAAGCUGUCAUCAUCCAGCUCCUAUGGAAUAACCCCUCAAUAACCAUAGGCUGCCAAUAUGCAGUCAGUAGCAUGCAACUACUCAAUAAUUUUCCAUUCCGACGAUUUAAAUACCAUCUAAAAACCAUGGACGCGCGUCUCGCUGAUAUCCUGCCGUUGCAUUACACAGCUGCGGGGAUUCGGCUCAUUAACGGGCCCCCCCUCGUUCGCGUGUACCCUUUGGUAUAUGAGCUUGAGCUUUCAUGCCGUUCUUUUAAAUUUUCUCAAAAGAGCAGGGUAAGAAUUUGAAGUAAUACAUUCGGCGCAAGCCAGAAAUUCCCUGCUCCAUGGGAUUUACUUGGGAAGGUUUAAAGAGCUUAACGGGACCUAUUGGGUUGAAAACGGACUGCUGGUUGUAGAGCAAGCUAUCUUUUGGUUUUCGAGGCCUCUGUUGAUUUAUUUCAGUGUCAUUUAGCGGAUGCACCCAAAAUUAAUUGCUUGGACACUUCAGUGAAUUAUGUCAUUUCCACUUCCUGUAAGGGUGUUUCCCAUUGAAAAGAAGCCUGCGAUCACAAGACUCCUACCACGAAACCAGCAAAGGUGAAUUUGGCAGUUGCCUAUAACACACACGAAAGAUCUAUAUUUUAUGUAAAGCCUCAUAGGAAAAAAGCUGUAUUUUUAGGAGUAGUAUGUGCGUGUUUGGUCGAAUACUAUAAAGACGUCAUGAUCAAAGUGUAGACGACAGAAAUGGAAUAAAAUAUGACAACACCGCACAAAUGCAUCCCUGUUAAGGAGCAAAUGUAUGCAGUAAUGGAAUAUCCCUUUGCAAUAGCAAACAAAACUGCGGUUCUUUACGCUAGCAAACCUUCUUUAAAUGAUGAGUGCAAACAAUUGUUCGUUUUCCAUCCUGCAUUCGAGGAAUAGAUGUUAUGCACACGGCUUCUAAUAAAUGGCGGUCGUAUCUUAUUUCGUAGCCGUACAUGCAGUCGAAAAGCCUCAGCCUAAAACUUAAACCUAACCCCUAACUCCCUAACCCAAACCCUUAACCCCAACCCCAAACUUCAACCACUAAUCUCUAACCCCAACCCAUAACCCUAAUUCCUUACCUUUUAACCCUAACUCCUAACCCCAACCCCUAGUGUUAGGAAUGGGAUUAGGGUGAGUGUCAUGAAUAGGGUUAAAAGUAGGGUACAGUAAUACAAAAACCCCUGCAACUUAGCUCGAGGUGCUGGAAGAUCCAAGUUUCCGUGUUUGACUCAGUUUACGACUGCACGCACCCCUUUACCCGUCGCUGACAACAUCUGUGUUGUCUGGACUUUGAUCACUCACUUCCAGUUCAGUUUUCUGACCCUGAAGGCUCCGUUCAGCGGCAGUACUCUAAGAUAAAUAGUGAAAAUCGCAUCGCGUAGGUUCUGAUCCAGAACACGCAUCUCCAGUUUAUACGCUUACUUCCUCUUUCGUGCCUUCCAGCCGCUUUUCAGUGUACUCGCAACUCUCCUUCACAUCCGCACAUAAUAUAUGUUCUAGAGCUAAUCACGUGUUAUUUUAGGGAAAAGUCGAUAAUCUGGUCGGAUCUAAUUUUUUAGCUGCACCUGCAGUUGACAUGUCUCAGCGACUGUCAUACAGGACCGGUGGUACUUGGGGGUUAACACUAACCCCUAACCCUAACCUCAAACACUAACCCUAACUUCUACCGCUAGCCCUUAACUCUAACUCCCAACUCUAACCCCUGACCCUAAGCCCUAACGAAAUAAGAUCUUACCGACAAUCUUCUUUCUGUUGGGGCCGUCUUGCAGACUCUUUCCGGUUGUAAAUCAUGCUCAAGUCGCUAAAUAACAUUUAAAAUUACCUUACAUUAAUACCGGAAUGGCACCGCUUGCAAACUAUUUUUGACCAGAAACGUCUGAUAUAAAGAGUUAUUUUGUAUAUAAGUUAACUUACAGUUUUUGAAAAAAAUAAUCGGCAGGAAUUAUGCUGGUUGGAAAUGAUAAGACUUCAUUGCAGCUGUAAAUGGUGCAUUCAACCGAACCAUUAUAACCGUUUACUUCCUCAAAGGAAUCCGAACGCGUACCGACUAAAGGCUUCGAGGGGAACUUAAUGCACUUCACUGAGUGGUAUAACAUUCAUGCGGGAUUCCUAAACGGUAUGGGCUCACCCCUUUUGCAGCUACCAUUAUGCGAAUUUCGCUUUGCUCGCAUGUAAUUAGUGCUGACUGCAGUGUGAUGGGCUACCUUGCGCAACGAAUUAAACGGAAAGCUUUCGCGACACGAGCUGCGUCAACCUGCAUUCAGUUAAAAACAAUUUAAUGUCGGAAAAUUGAACUGCAAAUAUCUCGACAGAGCACCUGAGAUACUGGGACGGCGUUUGGUGUUUGCGACUACUAUAGAACUUUUUGAUGAACAGUGGAAUAGAGGCGGUGUGUUCAUCUUAAAACGAUUCACUUACAGUGGUGUGAGAGAACUGUCGUGUAUAAAAACAAAACAAAUGACUGCCCAAAUUCGUAUCAGUAAGAGUCCGCAAAUCACAACUUUCUCAAAAGUAGACAAUACAUGUAGCAUAAUACUUGAUUUGGUUUUUUGACUCCAAAAAGUAUGUAACCGAGUCCUUAUGAAAAACAUUUUUUUCGCGCAUUAGAUUAGGUUGAAAUUUAAAAAAGAAUGUAUGGUGAUCUUAAAGGAGCUGACAUUUGUAUUUAAUCAGUCAGUCUAUGACUAACCUUGUAGCUCCAACAUGGUUGCCAAAAUACUCUGGGUGUAUUAACCUCAACUUAUAAUUUUUUGAUACCCAGGUUAAGUAUUUACACUGGCAGGUAUAUUCAAUAUGUAAACCAACGUUUUUUAUAGAACAAAUUCAAUAAUAUACUUUCUUGCAUCUAUUUGCAGCAUCUCACGUUUGCUUCAAAUUUUCCCGAACUACAGGGUAUUUUUCGGUAUUAGGUUUAUUAUAUGCCUUUAAUAACAGUUAACUGUCCUGUGAAAUAGCAUUCUGUCAAACCUUUAUUACUGUUUUUCAAUGUUUGGAAAAUUGUCUGCAUGAACUGCAAAAUCGUAGAAGCCCAUGUGUUAUCUCCUAGCUAACACAGAGGCAUAUAUGGUUUCUCUAAAAUAGAAGGUAUACGGUUUGCAGACCGUAAAUCAUAAACGCAAGUGUGAAGGCAGUUCGAGGUAAAAAUUAGUCGGCGAUAGGAGAAUCUGCGCAAUAUAAUCGGAUUGUUCUAAACUUUACACCUCGCAUCUAUUGCAUUGUAUACCAGCAAGCGCUAUAGUAGUCGUAAAUACCAAACAUCGCCGAGAUUACUGAGACGUUCCUUCUAGGAUAUUUUCAAAUUACUUUUCCGACUCAACGUUUUUGACCUGACUGUUAGCACAGAUGAGGAUGCGCAAAAAGGAUUACAACACUGCAAUUAGCCCUUAUUGCACUCGAAGAAACCGUUGAAUAUCUAGUAAGGGAAAAACAUACUUUGUAUUUAGUCCUUUUUGUCGAGUGCGGUUUUUGCAGGUGCUCGAAAAGAAGUGUUUUAAAAGGUAGGCAUCCUAUCCUACGAUCGCGCUGCGCGAUAACCAAUGUUGCAAGCCUGCUUAAGUAGUACUUCCUAAUUGAACAUUUAUUGGAGAAUCCCAGUUAACAUUGGCCACUAAAGUUUAUCAUGAAACAUCCCCAGUUGACGGUCGGAAAGCUGUCAUUCCGGUUGUAAUUCUUAUUCUACUCUAGUGUCUGCAUACUACUGGUUGUCUGUUUCCAGUCAACGGUCGCGGACUGUUCCUACCGAACUCCAGAGUAGAUCAGAUAUUUUUUAUUCCAUCCAUCAAUCAAGACAUUUUGCUGACCUCUGCUGAGAUGUGAAUAAAAUUUUCACAGUUGAAUGCGACGAGUGAGACUGAUUACACAAUUCUUUCGACCGUAAUUAAACCAUGAACAGCGUACUUACAGUAGGUGGGCCAACCCUUGAAAUGUCAACCGAAAUUCUGGAAUGCAUUUCGUUUCGAAAAGAUUAAUUAAGCAGGAUUGUAAAACUAAUCAGCCUGCAACAUAAAUCUAUGAUAUUUCGGUUUCUUCCGGCUGUCGGUUUUCGAAUGAACUUCCUCCCGGCCGCAUGCAAAAACUACUCUAUAACAAAUGACUACUUAUGCAGCAUUAAUUUUUCUCAUUGAUUUUCGAUGCUUCUAAGUUUUCAAUUAUAUUGCAUGAAAAACAUGCAUAAAAAUAUCAAUUAUUUUGCCCAUUUGGUAGAACAUUACGUCUUCUUUCAAUCUUUUACGCGAAAGAAGGGAAUAAUUCGGUUUUCAAAAACGUUUUCAUCUCCCGAAUAAUUUUGAACACGCUCUACCUUUACACGUGGAUUCAGGGUUUCCAAACUACAAACUGUAUAUUUUCCGCCUACGAAAAUCACACAUUUUUCUAAGGUAAUAAAGGGGUGACCAUAUAGGAUGCAUAACAUUUAGCAGCGGAUUUGAUCCAUAUUGUUAACUUUACGAGCCACAUUAUUAAAUGCAGAGACAUGACGAUUUAUGAAGGGCCACUUCACGGUAUUUAAAAGUCCCACAACUAGAAACUUUCUUAAAACUAAAUUAUGUGCCUCCUUCGAUCACCAAAUUUGAAGAUGCAUUUUUUUACCGAACGAACAAAAGAAUAAAUAUAUUCAUGCAUGUUUUUCAUUAAUUAUAAUUGAACUUUUAGGCGCAUCGAACAUCAAUGGGAAAAAUGCAUGCUACACAGAGAGUUAUUUUUUAUAGGGUGCAGUUUUUGCAUGCAGCCGGAAGGAAGUUCAUUCUAAAGCUAGCAUUCUGAGGUAACUGAAGUAUAAUAGAAUUAGGUUUUAGACAGAUUAGUUUUACAAUCCCACUUAAUUAAUCUUUUCGAAACGAAAACGCGCUUCAGAAUUUCGGUUGACAUUGCAUGAGUUAGCACGUCUACUGUAGGGCUAACUGCCUUUUCUCGAAAUACUUAAGAUCUCAACAGGACGUUCUGCAGCCAAAUACGACCUUCGAUUCCCCCUGUUAUACCGCGAAUAAAUGCUUCGGAUGCAGCUCAACGUUAUAAAAUUGAUCUUCUCUCAUUUCCAGGAAUGUUUGGACUCCGUGACGGAGGCCUGGGGAGUGAAGGUGGAACGAGUGGAAAUCAAAGACGUCCGGCUACCAAUCCAACUGCAACGAGCCAUGGCUGCCGAGGCCGAGGCAGCCAGAGAGGCCACUGCCAAGGUCAUAGCCGCAGAAGGUGAAAUGCGCGCUUCAAGUGCCCUAAAAUUUGCAGCUCUGGAGAUCAGUCAACAUCCCAUAGCUGUGCAGCUGCGCUACCUGCAAACCCUCAACACCAUCAGCUCCGGCAAAGAGUCCACCAUCGUCUUCCCCGUGCCUAUCGAGAUGCUGAAAUUCUUCAAAGAGGAUCUCACUGGACUGAACUUUCAUUUGAACCCUACCGAAAGCGAGCAGGAGCAGGAGGAGGGAGGGAGGGAGAGUCGGCGAAGGUCGACUACUUCUACGUCAGCACAUGCCGACUGGGAAUUUGGCCUCAACAACUCAUCUAGCUUAUCAGCUGAACGUGUUUAAGGUUUUUUAUGGUGUGUGUGUGCCUACGUAUCUGCGCGCAGAUCUGAAUAGGCUCCCAUCCCCCGGAACUAUCUUCUGUAGUGCAGUGCAUAGAAGACCUAAGAUAUCCCACUAUUUGCCUUAAAAAGAACUCUGUACAUUUUCCCGACCAGCUGCCACACAGUGGCAUUUUUUGCUUGUAGUUGGGCAAAAAGUUGGGGGCGGGGGAGGUGGAAUGCGUUCGCAUGUGGCAUCGCGUGGAAAUACAGGCAGGCUAAAAAAGGAGGCAGAAGUUGGGAAGGGAACGGGAGCACUGUUCAAGCAAACUGUUAGAAAAUUUGUAUUGACUUCUACUUAACAUUUGAUUAUCAUUUGCUGCUAUUUCGCUAGGAAUGCAAUAAAGUACAAAGUGAAGGUUGAGGCGUAAAGCAACGAUUGAGCGACUCAUCGAUAACGGUUAAUUAAUGGGGGUAGGUGCAAUGAUUCGUGAAAUGGCCUGGAUUCGAAAGUUGAGAACAGAACAUUAAUUCCUGAUGAAUGAAAAUAAGAAAGGUAGUUCAGACGUCAGUCAGGAUUUCAAACCAAUUGGGCACAAGGAGAAUGGUAGCUUUACGCGUAACAGUUUUGGACAGUUAACUUAUAUUGAGGAGUUAUCUGGGGCAGACUCUGCCCUUCCUACUGAAAUUGAUGGAGAACAUUUCCUCAUUGUUGUCUCCAACGAACUAAAACUCCUUCUUGUUUAUUUGGCGCCCAUGAAGUUAUGGACUGCUGCACGUUAUAGUCAACGUGCUCCGUUUUUCUGCUACUUCGACCUCCUCCACAAAGUGCCUUGCUUUCCUCGGCCCACGACUGUCCCCCGACCUCCUCAUCUACUUCUCAUUUUCUUCCCUACCCAUCCUUCUUCCCUUUCCUUUACCCCAAAUCUUCAGCUUUCUCCUCCUCCUCCUCCUCCUCCUCCUCCUCUCCGUCUCGUUUCUCAUUUUCGUCUCCAACCCCACCACCCUGCAUCGGCGGAAGCUGCCCUUCGGCGCUGCAUAA